CGCCUUCCCACAGUGCUUCGCGACAGCUCGCUAUGGAGGCCGGCAGGACUGCGGUGUUGCGCGUGAAGCGGAAGCGUAACGCGGAGCCUGCAGAAGCUCUCGUGCUGGCCUGUAAACGCCUCCGGAGCGGCGAGGUCCAGUCGUCUGCUCAGGAGACGCCGGAGGGUCCGGAGACAGCGUCUGAGAGUAAUGUCUUCCGGUUGGUUGCUACCGUGCGCUCCCAGGAGGAGCCCAUCCAGCAGCUUGUGCGGGCUGCCCUGCGCCCGUCCCGGAGCAGCCAGCUGCGUAUCCGCCGCGAUCUUCGCGCCUCGGUUCGCGAGGUCCGUAAAGAGGGCCGCUACAGGGUAGUCUCCAACCACCGUUCCUCAGGGACCUCCAGUGGUUUGGAGCCCCAGUGUGUAUCAGAAGCUGUUGGGGAUGCAGACUUCCAGUUGUUGGAUCUGGUCCACGAGGAGGGAGACCCAGAGGCGGCUGCCACAGACUGCUGCAGAACAUCUGAUCCAGAUGUGAUCCUCUGCAAUUCUGUAGAGCUGAUCCGUGAGAGACUGACUAUUUCUGAAGAUGGACCACAAGUGGAGCACCUGAAGGAACCAAAGCACGAUGAUGACUAUGUAUAUGACAUUUACUCUAUGGAAAUGGCCCCUCUAGAAUGGAUUGAGGACAUCCUGUCUGUGCAGCCCUACAACCAGGAGUGGGAGCUGGUGAACGAAGAUCAGCAACCAGAAGAUACAUAUGAAGAAGAAGAUGAUGAAAACAGUGAAAAUAAUUGGCGCAAUGAGUACCCAGAUGAAGAAAGCAGUGAUGAAGAUUCUAGAGGCUCUAAUGAAUACAACAGCCUCAGCGAGGAGGAAAGCAGCAGCAGGCAGUUGGUGUGGAGCAAGUACCCUUUGGAUGUACAAAAGGAGUUUGGCUAUGAUAGCCCCCAUGAUCUGGAUUCGGAUUGAUGGUCUCCUGAGAUUCUUCCAUAUGCCCUUGAGGACUCUGACUGUCAUCAUCUUAGGAUGCCUAACUGAACAUGCAGAAGGAAAAACUAUGCCCCAGCACAGCAGAGACCUAAGGGCUCUUCUUAUAAGUGAUUAAGUGAAGCCAAGCAUGCUGGCUCCUGCCUUUAAUUUCCAGCAUUCAAGAAUCUGGGAGUAAAAGGAGCACUGAAAAUGCAAGGCUAGCCUAGACUACAUAGAAAGUUUUAGGCUAACCUGAGCAAAAGAAUUAAGAUUCUAUUUUUAAAAAAAAAUAGUUAUCCUACAGUCUGGAAAAUAAAAUGAUGUGAAACCUCCAGCCCAGGUGGGUUUUCUGUGAUCCCACAUCUAUGCUCAAGCCUAAAGCAGCUGGAGGGAGGAAGCUAUUUCAUCAGCAGUAUAAUUUACCUUUUUCUUUGAUGGAUGUCAUCUCUACAAGGGCAACAGUGUAGUGCCUCCCCUGCCUGAACUAUGGGAAGUAACCCCUCUCCCCCUUUGGACUAUAAUGGUCAUAAAGACUGCUGUCAUCUUUUGGUAGUGGUGUUAAGGAACGGUAUUAUGUGAUAUUCUCUAAUAAAAAAUAACUUUUUACACAGAA
Myodes glareolus (Bank vole) is the source of this 1557-nucleotide messenger RNA. RefSeq names its product solute carrier family 7 member 6 opposite strand (gene Slc7a6os). Lineage: Eukaryota; Metazoa; Chordata; Mammalia; Rodentia; Cricetidae. Gene Ontology annotation, biological process: developmental process. The record is from RefSeq and is a predicted model, not a curated record.